Colletotrichum chrysophilum is the source of this 846-nucleotide messenger RNA. RefSeq lists its product as uncharacterized. The transcript has 2 exons. The coding region runs from base 1 to 846 and encodes 281 amino acids. Lineage: Eukaryota; Fungi; Ascomycota; Sordariomycetes; Glomerellales; Glomerellaceae. The record is from RefSeq and is a predicted model, not a curated record.
AUGGCCGUUGCGUGGAGUAGUCUUGCACCUUAUGGGCACGUAGUUCACUCGCUCUUUACCUUCAAGGCAUUGUUGAUUGGGCUAGCAUUAGCCAAUGUCAAGAGCUGGCAUUUCAUGUGGACGAUCCGGUUUCUACGCGCAUUCAUUCGACGCCUUACCGACACCGCGCCCCCGAAGCACCUGAGCCCACGAUGUCUUUUCCUGCCCGCGAUCUCCGCCACCCGCUCGCCGAUGCUAGAGUGUGACUACAACAUGCACAAGUCCAACUCGACCUACUUCACCGAUCUCGACAUGUCGCGGGGCAAUAUUAGUCUUGUCCUUUUUCGCAAACCCUUCAACCCGUUCCCUGGACCUAAGCAUUUCAUUAUGAUCCUCGGGGGCGCAAAUUGCGUCUGGCGCAAGGAGAUCGCACCUUACGAGGCAUACGAGUUGUGGACGAGGGUGUUGACAUGGGACGAGAAGUGGAUUUACCUGGUCUCCCAUUUCGUCAAGGCUGGCAAGUUCGUACCCAGCGAGUACGCGAUGCAGCCUAGCCCGACGGCGAAGAAGGGCAGAAAUCGAGGGAAUACUGAGAAUGACCCUCAAGAGGAUCCACAAAAGGCCGUGUUUGCGUCUUCGAUUGCGAGGUAUGUUUUCAAGAACGGAAGGAAGACUGUGCCUCCUGAAAAGGCUUUGUUGGAGUGCGGGUUGCUGCCUGGCGAUGAAGUUGAACUGGCUGAGGUUGAGAGGUUGCGACUGAAAUGGCUUCCUGUCGCGCAACUCAAGUCGGGCUGGGAUGCCGUUCACGAGUUGUUCGAGCCGGGGGAGCUUGCUCUCGGCCGGUACACUGACCUAUGGUGGCGGUAG